Molecule: messenger RNA, 2001 nt
Organism: Anolis carolinensis (green anole)
Lineage: Eukaryota; Metazoa; Chordata; Lepidosauria; Squamata; Anolidae
Gene: zar1
Product: zygote arrest 1
Exons: 4
Coding region: 256-1218 (320 amino acids)
Biological process (GO): translation
Cellular component (GO): cytoplasm
Source: RefSeq, a predicted model, not a curated record
UAACUGAGGAUAAGUCUUAAUUGAGCAGGGCUUUUGUUAACUGAGGAGAGUCUGAAUUCAGGCGGGCUUUUUGCAGCCACCUUCUUGACUCCAGUGGAAGGCAACCACUGCAAGGUCAGGAGAAAGGUUUACAAAGGAGAGUUGCAAGUCUUCCUCACUCCCAGCUGCUCCGAGUGACCCUCUUUGGGAGGCGUCCCGCCCUCGGCCUCCUACUUAAGGGCCCCUUCCUCCAGGGCUUGGCUGGGUCUUCCAAGGAUGGCUGAAGCCAUGGAGAGUUACGCCUACCCUUCGUACAACCCUUACUCCUAUCAUCGCUACCCGCCCCCGAAAGGCAAAGGGGGGCCGGGGUCCUGGAGGCAGCGAGGCGGCGGCGUCGGAGGAGGCGGAGGAGGGGGCUACUUCUCGGGCUACAACGAGACGGUGGCGGAGUACUUCGAGCACUACCAGCGGGCGCAGCUCAAAGCCUUGCUGUCGCAGGUCAACCCGCACCUGACGCCGCGCCUGCGCAGGGCCAACACCAAGGAGGUGGGCGUCCAAGUGAACCCGCGCCAGGACGCCUCGGUGCAGUGCUCGCUGGGGCCCAGGCCGCUCCUCCUCCUCCGCCAGCGGCAGCGGCAGCGCCAGGAGCAAGGCAGCGCGGUUAGCGGGGCCGCCAGGGCUGUGCGGUUCCCGCGCACCGUUGCCGUCUAUUCGCCCGUGGCUUCGCGCCGCCUCACCGCCUUCGUCGAAGAAGAAGAGGAGGAAGGAGAAGGGGACAAGAAGGAGGUGGACAAACAAGGCUCGGAGAAACCCCAAGGAGAGACCCAGGAGGAGGAAGGGAAGGAGGAGAAGCCGGAGAAGGAGGAGGAGCAGGCGGCGGGGAAAGCCGAGGAAGCCGCGCAGAGCAAGGCCCGAGUGCGCUUCCAGUUCCUAGAGCAGAAGUAUGGCUAUUACCACUGCAAGGACUGCAACAUCCGCUGGGAAAGUGCCUACGUGUGGUGUGUGCAGGGCACAAACAAGGUUUACUUUAGGCAGUUCUGUCGAACUUGUCAGAAAUCCUACAAUCCUUACCGUGUGGAGGAUAUUACCUGCCAAAGCUGUAAGCAGACGAGGUGUACCUGUCCUGUGAAACUGCGCCAUGUGGAUCCGAAGAGACCCCAUCGCCAGGACCUUUGUGGAAGAUGCAAAGGCAAACGUCUCUCAUGCGAUAGUACAUUUAGUUUCAAAUACAUUAUUUGAGCAAUAGCAAAGUCUUUUUUUGGCAGAAAGUUGGAAUAGAAGAGAUUUUCUUUAGAAGCAGCAGGCUGCGGCAAUGGAAAGCCUGCCAGUGGGCCUAUGGUAAAGCAAAGUCACAAGGCAACCUAGUGUCUACUUCAUUUGUUAAUAACCGUCCUAAAGGGAGAGAAUCUGCUUGGCAUUCUGUGACAAAACUAGAUUUGAUUUUGAUAUGGAAUGAACAAUUGGGAAGCAAGUUGAGGCUUUUUGGAGGCUUAGUUAAAAUCACCCGCACAGCCAAAAUGGGUCAGAAAGCUGCUGUAUUGAAACUAGUGCACCCGUGGGAUCCAAAAAGUGGAGAAUAGAAUUAUACACUAAAACCUCACAGUGUUCUAUGGCAGGCGAGAAAAAUGAAGACAAUGAUUGUAUCAAAAUACUAAGAUCCGAAGUCUCAUGCAACUGAUACAGAAAAGAGGAAAGGGGCACAUGUUGCCUAAUCCCAGAAACUGUAUGGCAGAGCCAUAAUGCCUCCUAAAGACUGUAGUGUAUACUUAAGUGUUGGAUAAAAUGGGACAAUUUAUCCAGGACCCAAGUUGUAGGCACAGACUUGGGGAGAUUUAACGGGUGUUUUCUUGAAAGCAUGCUUAGAUAAUUUUUUUUGGUGAGUGUUAAGGUGAAUCUUACUGCUGAACAUCAGUUUUGAGUUGUUGAAAUUUAUUUUGUCUUGAGGCCAAGAAGGAGAAUGUUAUGUGCCUUGAUAAACUUUAUCCAUUUAUGGAAUAAAUAGCUUUAUGUAUAAAUAGUAAA